CGGUGAUCUCUCGCACCGCAGACCCCGCAGCAGCACGAGCACAGCGGAGGCCCGAGGAGAGCCCCGGAGGGCGGGAGAAACGGGAUCAACGUGGACCGGAUCGGUGAUCCACGGAGACACCUUUUUUUGGGGGGGUAAUUUUUGGAUCCAGAGGGACACCGGGCGGGGAGGGGGGGCCCGCAUGAUUCCUCACUGUCCGGCUGUAAUGAUGGUGGUGAUGCACCGGGAGCAGCGCGGCGGAUUCCUGCAGACACACUGCACCAAGAGCCCGCAACCGAGAGCGAGCUGCUGCUGCAUGGUCAGACGCGUCUCUCCAUCAGAGCCUCACCGACACAAACCCGGAUUUCCACACCGAAGCUUGACCCAAACAACCGGGUAACAGCUUAUCUCGCGAGCUCCAUUCAUACUCCACCCCGGCUGCGGGAUGAGACGGGGGUUUGCAGAGCUGCUGUGAACCGAGCCUGCGUUUUCCUGCACCGGGUUUGAUGUGCAUGCACUGGCUGUUCUGAGCCAACGGACCAGAGAGGGGGGGAAGAUGUUGGUGCGAUGUUACCGUUGCAAGCUGUCGGUGUGGGCCGCUCUGUGCGUGCUGGUGCUCUGCUGGUUCUACGUUUUCCCCAUUUACAGACUCCCCCGCGAUAAGGAGAUAGUGGAGGAGGUGCUGAGGCAGGGAGAAGUGUGGCACAAGAACCAGACGGGGAUCGAUUUGUACAGGAAGCUGCUGACAGAAUGCUGCGAUCCACGGAGGAUGUUUGCAGUGACCAAGGAGAACUCCCCCAUCGGCAAGGUCCUGUGGUACGAUGGCGAGUUUUACCACUCGCACACUGUCAACAAUGAGACCUACUCGCUCUUUGUACAGGACAACCCUCUGCAGCUGCCCCUGAAGAAGUGUGCUGUGGUCGGCAAUGGCGGCAUCCUCCGGCACAGCAAAUGUGGACGGGACAUCGACCAGGCCGACUUCAUCAUGCGGUGCAACCUUCCACCGUUGUCAAAGGAAUAUGUGGAGGACGUGGGAACCAGAACACACCUGGUCACAGCCAACCCCAGCAUCAUAGAGAAAAGAUUUCAGAACCUUCUCUGGUCGAGAAAGGCUUUUGUUGACAGUAUGAAGGUCUACGGCUCCAGCUACAUCUACAUGCCAGCAUUCUCCAUGAAGCCUGGCACCGACCCGUCGCUGCGGGCGUAUUACGCCCUGGCGGACACCUCCUCCAACCUCACCAUGCUCUUUGCCAACCCGGAGUUCCUGCGCACAGUGGGGAAAUUCUGGAAGGCCCGUGAUGUGCAUGCCAAGCGCCUCUCCACAGGGCUCUUCCUGAUCAGCUUGGCCUUGGGGCUUUGCGAGGAAGUGACGGCCUAUGGCUUCUGGCCAUUUUCUGUCGGCCUGGACGAGCAGCCGGUCAGCCACCAUUACUACGACAACAUCCUGCCGUACAAAUGGUUCCACGCCAUGCCGGAGGAGUUUGUCCAGCUUUGGCACCUGCACAAAAGUGGCACACUACGCAUGAGAGUGGGACACUGCCCCCCUCCGGAAGGAGGGAGUUAGAGCUUCCUGAUGAGAUGGCAGUCAGUCGAGUGGGCCGCAGGAAGCAGAUGAAGAUUGAGAAGCGGCAGGAAGUUGUCGACGUGACAAAAAUGGCAGCGUAUAUUUCCUCUGAGGAGCACUGCAUCUGUGUCCAUACACACUCCUGCUGCCCCCCAAAGCUAAUCCCUAAUUAUCAUAAGAAUGUCCUCCACCCAGACCAGCAGCAUCAGGGACAGAACCGACACACAUUCCCAAAACUUGCCAUAUCUCCUCUCCUUGUUUCUGAAAUUGUGUGUGCAUGGAUGUUUAUAUGUCGAAAACCUCAGCUGGGACUAAAAAGGGUGAAAGUGUGUGGGGUUGGAUGGGGUUUUUUGUAUGCUGACUACUGUAUCUGACUGACAUAUGGGGCAGCUGGACCAAACCCCCCUCUGGGUCUUUGUCAAGCAGAGACAGAAGGAGUGGAGGACCAGGGGG
This is a messenger RNA of Plectropomus leopardus (leopard coralgrouper), 1996 nucleotides long. RefSeq names its product ST8 alpha-N-acetyl-neuraminide alpha-2,8-sialyltransferase 1 (gene st8sia1). Lineage: Eukaryota; Metazoa; Chordata; Actinopteri; Perciformes; Serranidae. Gene Ontology annotation, molecular function: alpha-N-acetylneuraminate alpha-2,8-sialyltransferase activity. The record is from RefSeq and is a predicted model, not a curated record. Gene Ontology annotation, biological process: oligosaccharide metabolic process; N-glycan processing.